CUUAGAUUCAUUGUCAAUUUUAAUUUAAUAUACAUAUUAUUAUUUUUUGAAAUAUUUUAUUUUUACUCAUUAUGCACGAUUUUAAAAAGAUUAUUUCUAAGAGGGAAAUGCCAAGCGAAUUUGAUGAGCCUACAGCUGAUACAGUGGCUCGUAUAGAAAUCAACUCGAAUGUAUUGGGAAUCAUGUUUUUCCGGCAAAAUGUUGUCCAAAUGUGCACAGUCCCAGAGAACAUGGCGCAGACAUUGUCGAGCAAGCUGCCAGCACUAACAUCAACCAUCCAACAUGCAAUUGCAGAAAUUGACGUACUAGACGAGUUGGUCGCGUACCGCGUCAUGACCAACAAGACUGAGAUCAUAGUGGUCGCGGACCGACUCUUUGCCGCUUGCGUCGUGCAGAAACUCCCUAAGAGGAAACAUAUUGAGAAUUAGUUAUACCUACCUACUUACUAAAUACUUAGGACAUCAUAUUUGUACUUUGCUAUGAAGAUAAUUACAAAUCUAUUGAAGGAUUCACACGAUGAGUGGCUUGUUCAAACUACAGCGUCUCUGAACAACGUCAAUCCUAUAGUCGACAGAAUCAUGGAGGACGACUCCGUUGAAGGGGUCAUCAUGACUAAUAAAGAAGGAGUGCCAGUGCUAACAAACAUGAACGUGGUCGGCGCCACCCACUACGGCUUAGCGAUGCGACGCCUCGGCUACAUGGCACACCUCAGCGUCACAGAAAUUGACCCAUUCGAUGAAGUGUUAGUUUUAAGAAUAAAAACGAAGAAAUUGGAAAUGAUGGUAGUGCCUUAUUCAGAAUGCAACAUCGUUGUAAUGCAACACGCGAGGGCCAAUAAGAAAAUGCCGAAUCGUACAAAACAAAACGAAAAAAAGACAAAAUGAUUAUAGAAACUAUUUUUAGGUGUCUAUGUAAUUACUAAUUUUGUAUUAACUUUAUUUUAAAAAUAAUCAAUAAACAAACCAGUUUAAAUUAU
Maniola jurtina (meadow brown) is the source of this 976-nucleotide messenger RNA. RefSeq names its product dynein light chain roadblock-type 1-like. Gene Ontology annotation, biological process: microtubule-based movement. The transcript has 8 exons. Gene Ontology annotation, cellular component: cytoplasm; centrosome; cytoplasmic dynein complex. Gene Ontology annotation, molecular function: dynein intermediate chain binding. The record is from RefSeq and is a predicted model, not a curated record. Lineage: Eukaryota; Metazoa; Arthropoda; Insecta; Lepidoptera; Nymphalidae. The coding region runs from base 480 to 884 and encodes 134 amino acids.